Molecule: messenger RNA, 552 nt
Organism: Columba livia (rock pigeon)
Lineage: Eukaryota; Metazoa; Chordata; Aves; Columbiformes; Columbidae
Product: neurophysin 1
Exons: 3
Coding region: 54-425 (123 amino acids)
Cellular component (GO): secretory granule; extracellular region
Molecular function (GO): neurohypophyseal hormone activity; V1A vasopressin receptor binding
Source: RefSeq, a predicted model, not a curated record
AGGACCCGGCUGGCCGGGAUGAGAAGCCAAAAAGCUCCCCAAAGCCCAUAGCCAUGGUUGGCAAAGCGCUGGCCCUCUGCCUGCUGGGGCUCCUGGCUCUGUCCUCCGCUUGCUACAUCCAAAACUGCCCCAUCGGGGGCAAACGCGCCGUCAUGGACAUGGACAUCAGGAAGUGCCUGCCCUGCGGUCCCAGGAACAAGGGUCGCUGCUUUGGUCCCAACAUCUGCUGCGGGGAAGAGCUGGGUUGCUACAUGGGAACGGCCGAGACGCUGCGGUGCCAGGAGGAGAGCUUCUUGCCCACCCCCUGCGAGUCGGGACGCAAGCCCUGCGGCAGCGGGGGGAGCUGCGCCGCCCCCGGGCUCUGCUGCGGCAGCGAGGGUUGUGUGCUCGACUCAUCCUGCGACCAAGAGGUGCCCUUUGCGUAGAGAACGGGAGGGAAGAACCUGCGAGAUCCCGGAUCUACAGUCGCACCAGCCCAGGCUGAGAACAGACGAGCCAAGCUCUGCAACUUGUGACCUUAAUUAGAAAUAAAACUUGUACAGGAAAACAAAA